This is a messenger RNA of Echinococcus granulosus, 1206 nucleotides long. Its product is annotated as Acylglycerol kinase. The coding region runs from base 1 to 1206 and encodes 401 amino acids. The transcript is spliced from 7 exons. Lineage: Eukaryota; Metazoa; Platyhelminthes; Cestoda; Cyclophyllidea; Taeniidae. The record is from RefSeq and is a predicted model, not a curated record.
AUGCCUCUUUUACAAAUAAGCGGUCUGGAUGUACAAAUGGUGUAUCUGGACGAUGAUGAUGAAGCAAAGGAAUACUCAAGUGUGCUAGAUCCUACGAGCACUGAUGCAGUCAUUGUUGCUGGUGAUGACAAUCUCUUGGCUAAGACGACGAACCUUUGGAAUAUACCCAUUUACGUGCUUCCUCUGGGGGUUUUUAAUAACUAUUGCAGUACAGUGCUCAAGGAUAGUAACUUUAUUAGCUGGUGCUACCAAAUGAUUGUACCAGUUUUGCAAAAUAAGUCGCAUCGCAGAAAUGUCCUGAGCAUUCGACCUGUGGUAAAAGGCACUCCCGAGUUUGAGAACAGUGAAUAUUUUCAGCCUGAUUCCUCUAAGCAGGAGGUCUUUGCAAUGACUGGAAUUGAAUGGAGCUGCUGGCGCGAUGUGGAGUACGGCGGUGGUGGUCUUUCUCUAACCGCUUCUCGUCCCACCAGCCACAAACCUCGCCUCGCCACUUCUCCGAGAUGCGGCGACCCUGGCGCUUCCAAUGAUAUCAUUGUCGAUAAUUCUCUUAGCUCCGCUUACAGGUACUAUUCGCUCCGCCAGUGCUUUAAGCGCCUUGGUGCCGUCUGCCGCCAUACCUUGGCCUAUCUCCGCGCUCCUGCCUUUGAUCCCACUCCACCCACCGCAGAGCAGCUGGAGGCGGCCAGAAGGAAAAGAAAGCCCCUCAGACGAGGAUGUGCUAAGCAAGCAACGCUUAUUGUUAAACCCGUGUGUGGUGGUUGUAAAAAGUGCUGGAGUGAGAAGCAUAGGUUGGCAGUGUCAAAAAUGGUGCCAGAGGCCUCGCGGAAAUCAUCAUGGUUGGGGUGGAUUUUCGGUUUUUCCUCAUACUCCACUGCCAAAAAUGACAAAAAGACAUUGAAAUCACAAAAUACAGAAUUCAUGGAUUACGAAAACCCCGAGUGUGGUUCGGAAACACGUCUCAAUGUACCUCCGGCCUCGCGUAUCGUCAUCACUCUUGAUGGGGACAAUAUUCGUGUCAACGUGUCACCAGCAGCGCGGAGUCUGGUGACCUACGUGAGACAGGCUAUGGAGCACCUCACUUCUCCGGCUUAUCAUUCCAAUUCUGUGGAGCCCCUUCCGCUCUCCUGUCUCUGCUCCUCCGUCAUCCUCUGCCCCUCGCGCACUGAUGUCGUCGUUAUCAGUGGUGCUGCUAUAUACGUCCUCUAA